Chenopodium quinoa (quinoa) is the source of this 2706-nucleotide messenger RNA. RefSeq names its product far upstream element-binding protein 1-like. Gene Ontology annotation, cellular component: cytoplasm. The record is from RefSeq and is a predicted model, not a curated record. Bases 144 to 2456 code for a protein of 770 amino acids. The transcript has 7 exons. Gene Ontology annotation, molecular function: mRNA binding. Gene Ontology annotation, biological process: regulation of gene expression. Lineage: Eukaryota; Viridiplantae; Streptophyta; Magnoliopsida; Caryophyllales; Amaranthaceae.
UAAAUAUAAAACCAUAAAUAACUCCACUCCACCUACUGACGCAAUCCUCUCCUCUCUCUAUCUUCUUCCUCCAACCUCUGUAAACCCUAAUUCUCUAUCCUCCCUAAAAUCUUCCUCCAUUUUUUUUUCUUCAAGAUCCGUUAAUGGCGGAAGAAGAUGCUGUUGCUGUGCUCUCUGAAGCUCCUAUCGAUCACCACCACAAACGUAAGCUCGAAGAUAUGGAGGAACCUUCUCUUGACGAAGCGGCGCCUGAUUCUACUGCCGAGCUUGAUGGCGAACACAACGAGAUUGUUGACGCUGAAAAUGGCGGCGAAGAACCUGCUAAACGCCUUCGUUUGGAUGAACAACCUGAUUCUUUAGCAAGUGAGAACGGACACAAGCCGGAGGAGGAGAAUGGGAAUGCUGUGGUUGAUGCUGAAACCGAGGUGGCUGUUGAGAGCACUAAAGCGGCUGUUGAUGAUCAGGAAGGUGGCGAGGAAGGCGCUAAAGAGGUGGUUCCUGAAGAGAUUACUGAAACGGAACCUGUGGUUGCUGAGGGUGAGGAGAAAGUUGAUGCCAAAGAUGGUGAUUCGGAAGAGAAGGAUGCUGAGAUACCUUCAUCUGAGAAUGUUCCGCUGGAAGGUGGGGAAACGAAUGCCACUGAAGGUGCAGAACAAGGUGAUGUUGCGACUGAGCAACAAUAUCCUGAUUCUGGUAAUAAAAGCAUGACUCGGAGGAUUGAGAUUCCGAAUAAUAAGGUUGGAGUUCUUAUUGGAAAGUCUGGAGAUACAAUAAAGUAUCUACAGCUGAAUUCAGGGGCCAAAAUUCAAAUCACAAGAGAUGCAGAAGCUGAUCCGCGAUCUGCAACUAGGCCGGUUGAACUUGAAGGGACACUUCAAAGUUUAAACAAGGCCGAGAGUCUGAUAAAGGAUGUUAUAGCAGAGGCUGACGCUGGAGGCUCACCAUCCCUUGUGGCUAGAGGUUUUACUGCUGCUAUUACUUCUGGAUCAUUAGAAAUUGAGAUACCUGUUCCCGCUGACAAAGUUGGUUUAAUCAUAGGCAGGGGCGGAGAGACUAUUAGGAAUCUGCAGACAAGAUCUGGUGCACGCAUCCAGUUGAUACCACAAAAUCUUCCUGGGGAUCAAUCUAAAGAGAAAAAGGUGAAAGUUACUGGUGACAAGAAACAAUUGGAAAUGGCCCGGGAACUCAUAAAGGAAGUUAUGAAUCAGAUGCCUGGGAGGCCAUCACAAUUCUCUAGCAAUAGCUAUAGCCAGCAGGGUUAUCGUCCUCGUGUACCUGGCGGUGGUCCUCAAUGGGGUGGCCGUGGCCCUCAUGGCGGUCAGUCAAUGCCAUAUGACUAUCACCAGCGAGGUCCUUAUCCUUCUCAAAAUCAGCAAUACCCACCUCAGCCUUAUGGAAAUUAUCCUCCACAGGGCCCUCCAAGAAGUGGCUUUGGUUCUUGGGAGCAAAGACCACCAGCUCAAGGACCACCUUCUCAUAGCGGUGGAUAUGAUUAUUACGGACAAGGAGGACAUGGAGCAAAUGCUCCGGCGUCUGCUCCACACUCGACACACAUGCCAGGUCAUCAUGCAUCUGGCCCACCUUCGAUGGCACCUCCUCAUUCUCAAGCAAAUUACAAUUACCCCCAGCCUCGAGGUGCAGAAUAUGCUCACCCUACUCCUUACUCCCAAACUGCACCACCUGCUCAAAGUUACGGUCAUGGGUAUGGAGAGCCAAAGUAUGAUGCACAGGCACCAAUGCAGCAGCAGCAACCUUAUGCUGGACAAGGGUAUGCACCACAACAAGGCUAUGCACCUCAACAGCAAUACAAUAGGCCACCACCCUACGGCAUGCCAUCACAGGGUGCCCCCCCUCAGGGUUAUGCCCCUCCAGCCGCAAGUCAGCCUGCAGUAGAUACACCUUACCAAGCUCCUGUUUCUGCAGCUCAGCCUUAUGCUCAAAACUUGCCUCCACAGCAGCAAUAUCCACAAGCACCUUAUGGUUCUGCUCCUGUAGCAAACGAUGGCUAUAGUCAACCCCAACCUGCUGCAGCAGGUUACCCUCAGCAAGCGGCCCAGCCUGUUCCUGCUUAUGGGCAACAAGCCACUGGUUAUGCUCAAACUGCUGGAUCAACCACCGGUUAUGGUCAAUAUCCACCAACUGCACAAGCGAGCUACAAUGAUCAAGCUGCAGCUGCAGCUGCUAGUGCCGCAACCUAUGGGUAUCAGGGCCAAGUAGAUCCAUCAGCUUAUGCUGCAGCGGCGGGACAACAAGCCUACAGUGCGACACCUGCAGUGGCACAAGGCUAUGCUCAACCAGCUCCAACUCAAACUGGUUAUGACCAGUCAGCAGUGGCCCCUCAAUCUGGUGGUUAUGCUACCGCUCCUGUUGCUUAUGGAAAAACCCUGUCACCCCAGCCUCAGCCUGGCUAUCCACAGUAUGAUGCAUCCCAGCAGGUGUACACUGCACCUCGAUAAUUUAAUAUAUAAAACUGUGAUGAUGCUGAUUCGAUGUAAGGAAGCAUUUGCUGAUCCUGUCAAUUACAGUUAGUUGUAGUUUUCUGCCGUUGAGAGGACUCGUAGUAUUCGCUAGUAAGUAGAGUUUAUGAGAAACUGGCAAUUUUGUGUUCUUUCAUUAGCUAGAUAUUAGGGAUGUUGGAACCUGAAACCCAUUUGACAAAAUCAAACUAACUUCUAUGUGCAAGUGUUUUUCAUUUUCUUUACCCAA